Empidonax traillii (willow flycatcher) is the source of this 1547-nucleotide messenger RNA. RefSeq names its product visual system homeobox 2 (gene VSX2). The record is from RefSeq and is a predicted model, not a curated record. Gene Ontology annotation, biological process: regulation of transcription by RNA polymerase II. NCBI's taxonomy places the organism in Eukaryota, Metazoa, Chordata, Aves, Passeriformes, Tyrannidae. Bases 1 to 1161 code for a protein of 386 amino acids. Gene Ontology annotation, cellular component: nucleus. Gene Ontology annotation, molecular function: DNA-binding transcription factor activity, RNA polymerase II-specific; sequence-specific double-stranded DNA binding. The transcript has 5 exons.
AUGACGGGCAAAGCGGGCGCGGCGCUGGCCCCCAGCCUGCCCGGCAAGCCCAAGCCCGACGGCGCGGCCGCCGCCCCCGCCGCCCCGCCACCUCCUCCGCCGCCCCCCGCGGCGGGGGUCAAGCCCAGCUCCGGGCCCACCCCUCCCCGUUGCACCGGUUUCGGUAUCCAGGAGAUCCUGGGCUUGAACAAGGAGCCGCCGUCGCACCCUCGGGCCGCCCUGGACUCUCUGCCCGCCGGGCACCUGCUGGCGGCCCGCUCCGUGCUCAGCCCCGCCGGAGUGGGCGGUGUGGGCAUGGGGCUACUGGGGGCCGGCGGCAUCCCCGGCUUUUACACCCAGCCCACCUUCCUGGAGGUGCUCUCCGACCCCCAGAGCGUCCACCUGCAGCCCCUGGCCCGGGCUCCCGGGCAGCUGGACAGCAGCCAGACGGCCAGCUCAGAUUCCGAGGAUGUCUCCUCCAGCGACCGAAAAAUGUCCAAAUCUUCCCUAAACCAGAGCAAGAAACGAAAGAAGAGGCGGCACAGGACAAUCUUCACAUCCUACCAACUGGAGGAACUGGAAAAGGCCUUCAAUGAGGCCCACUAUCCUGACGUAUAUGCUAGAGAGAUGUUGGCCAUGAAAACAGAGUUGCCAGAAGACAGGAUACAGGUUUGGUUCCAGAACCGCCGGGCCAAAUGGCGGAAGAGGGAGAAAUGCUGGGGCAGGAGCAGUGUGAUGGCUGAGUACGGGCUCUACGGUGCCAUGGUGCGUCACUCCAUCCCACUGCCUGAGUCCAUUCUCAAGUCUGCCAAGGAUGGCAUCAUGGAGUCCUGCGCCCCUUGGCUCCUGGGGAUGCACAAAAAGUCUCUGGAGGCAGCGGCUGAGGCGGGGAGGAAGACAGAGGUGGAGCGCCAGGCCCUGCCCAAGCUUGACAAAGGUGACAAGGAAGAGAGGGGUCCGGAUCCCAAAACCACCAUUUCCCAGGAGGAACUGAGAGAAAACAGCAUUGCCGCCCUCAGGGCCAAAGCUCAGGAGCACAGCACCAAAGUCCUGGGGACCAUUGCUGGGGACACCCCGGCCCCAGGCAGGAAGCCGGAGACAGGGGAGGAGGUGGCAGUAGCAGAGGAUGAGAGACAGACGGAGAAGCUGAACUCAUCGCAGAAGGAGGAGAAGCUGAUCUAGGGCGAAGAGAGGCGGUGGAAGCCAGCCCCGACAGACACUGUGUCCUGUGGGGACCAUGUUCCUACUCAGACUGUCAGGCCUCCCUGGUCACCCCUGCCAGGGAAGCGGGCUCUGGUCUCUGUGUUUGGGGCUGCCUGGCAGGGGUGCCCAUUGCCUGCUCCCCUUGAGCAUACCCCUGCCCCUCACUCCUCUGCCCCACCAGGCCCUCCUUACCCUCCACCCCUUCCUUUUGGGGGACACACAUCAUCAUUGCCACCCAGGAGGACACCAAGGCUCUGGUCCCUUCAGCCUCUUGACUGCCUCUGGGGCUUUUUCCUGCUGCUGCAGCCCCAAAACCCAUCUGCCGUCCUGAAGCAAGCCUGUCCCCUCCUGCCAUGCCCCUCCUU